Messenger RNA from Somion occarium, 1884 nucleotides. Lineage: Eukaryota; Fungi; Basidiomycota; Agaricomycetes; Polyporales; Cerrenaceae. The record is from the annotation of a GenBank genome assembly.
GACAAGCAUACGAGCACCAAAGAGAACAGAAGAGAAACGGGAACAUGCCAACAAGUUCGACUUGAACUUUUGAACAUGGAACUUCGGGAGAGAUCCGGCCUUGUGCUCACAUCAGAUAAGAUCAAAUGUUCAUGCGCCACUUAUCAGAUAUGAUGGCCGCCAGCAUCUAAUCAGAUUGCUGAUCCUAUCCCAGACUGUCGGUGCAGUUCUUCUGCACACAUCGUCCUCAAGUAGCGGUAGAUUCAGCAGUCGGAGGUCGUCCGAAUGGUUCUACCAUCUCUUUUUGCUCGCCAAGUUGCUUUUCCACCGGUAAAUACUUCCCAUCAUCUACCUUACCCCGAAUUCAUGCUCAUCAGUGCUCAUUCCGCUACCUUUUCAGGUACACGGAAGGGUUAUGAAGAAGCCGUAUCGACUGCUAUGGUUCGCCAAGGUUCGGACUACCUUGCUAUUGGACCGCCGUCCGAAGCAUCGGUCCCGUGGGGCGAGCCCACAUGGAAUUUUAUAUAUCUAGCUCGGUGGAUUGCAGCUGCUACCAAUCCCUCUCCACCCCCUACACUCGCCGCUCGAUACACUUCGUUUGGCUAAAGCAAAAUGGUUGCCUCUAUCACGACGCCUGUGACCCAACUACUCGGUAUCCAACAUCCCAUUCUCCUUGCGGGAAUGGAUCGUGCAUCGGGACCUGAACUUGCAGCAGCCGUGACGAACGCUGGUGGUCUCGGUGUUGUUGGGGGUCUCGGUUUUACACCACAGGGUAUCCGAACGAUGAUCAAGGAUCUCAAGAAACUUCUCCAUAACCCGGAUGGAGGCUUCGGUGUUGACUUGUUGAUUCCGCAGGUCGGAGGCAACGCCCGCAAAACAAAUUAUGACUACACUAAAGGCCAGCUCCCCGAAAUUAUUGAUGUCCUCAUCGAGGAGAAAGCCAAGCUCUUCGUUUCCGCCGUCGGUGUCCCACCAAAGUGGGUCGUAGACAAACUCCACGGUGCCGGUAUCCUUGUCAUGAACAUGGUUGGCCACCCCAAACACGUCCCCAAAGCCCUGGCCUCCGGCGUCGACAUCAUCUGUGCCCAAGCAGGUGAAGCCGGCGGACACACCGGUGAAAUUCCCGGUUCAGUCCUCAUCCCCGCCUGCGUCGACGCCGUCCGAGGUCACACAUCCCCUCUCACCGGUAAACCCAUCUACGUCAUCGGCGCUGGUGCAAUCUACGAUGGACGGGGUCUUGCUGCGAAUUUGUGCUGGGGCGCUCAAGCUGUUUGGGUUGGGACUCGGUUUGUGGCUAGUGUGGAGAGUGGAGCACCGAAGAUUCAUAAGGAAUUGCUUGUGAAUGCUGGGUUGGAUGGGUUGAUUAGGACUGAGGUUUGGAGUGGACGACCAGUUAGGAUGAGGAGGACGCCGUAUUAUGAAGAUUGGGAGAAGAACCGUAAGCAAGAAAUGCUUGACCUCAUGUCCAAGGGUAUCGUCCCCCGAAAUGACGAUCUCCAAAAGCAUCCUGAGAAGAUGGCCGAGAGUCAGUCGUAUCCUAUGGGUUACGUUGCUGCCCUCAUUAACGAUGUUCUGCCUGCAAAGACUAUCGUGGACAACAUGGUCAACGACGCUGCAACGAUCCUUCAAGAGCGCGCGGGGAGCGUGAGGAUCACUGCGAAGUUGUAAUUGAUAUCUAUAUGCUUUAGAGCCUCAUGUAUAGUGCUUUAGUCACGAAUAAUGUUCUGUAGUUAUGUAAGUUCUUUGAUAAUUACCUCUGUUCAGCCUACAUUGAAGUUCCAUCAAACCCUAUAGGCUAAGUGAACGUCUGUCUAUAUACACUAGUACUAUCGUACAAUUUAGGACAACCAGAAUGUUAGCGAGGAGUCAGUGUCGUUUUAUACGCAAUACGAUUACUGUAUUGGU